Molecule: messenger RNA, 1104 nt
Organism: Melampsora larici-populina 98AG31
Lineage: Eukaryota; Fungi; Basidiomycota; Pucciniomycetes; Pucciniales; Melampsoraceae
Exons: 9
Coding region: 1-1104 (367 amino acids)
Cellular component (GO): cytosol
Molecular function (GO): formate dehydrogenase (NAD+) activity; NAD binding; oxidoreductase activity, acting on the CH-OH group of donors, NAD or NADP as acceptor
Source: RefSeq, a predicted model, not a curated record
AUGCCAAUCUCAAAACAAAAGAUCCUUGCUGUACUCUAUAGUGGAGGAGAGUAUGCAAAGCGAGAGCCCAAGAUGUUGGGGACGAUUGAACGAAAGUUGGGUAUUGAGAAUUGGUUGAAAGAAAAUGGACACGAGUUAGUGGUGACGGAUGAUAAGGAAGGUCCCGAUUCUGAGUUCGCCAAACAUAUCGUCGACGCUGAUAUUCUAAUCACCACUCCCUUCCACCCGGCUUACUUGACUCGAGAGAUGAUCUCAAAAGCAAAAAACUUGAAGCUCUGUAUCACGGCCGGAGUGGGAUCCGAUCAUAUUGACCUCAACGCUGCCAACGAACGCAAGAUCACAGUAACAGAAGUGAGUGGAAGUAAUGUAGUCUCCGUCGCCGAACAUGUGGUGAUGAUGAUCCUAUCGUUAGUCAGGAACUAUAUGCCUGCCCACGAACAAGUCUCGAGUGGCGGUUGGAAUGUAGCGCAAGUUGCUUCGAAUGCGUACGAUCUUGAAUCAAAAGUGGUAGGAACCCUGGGUGCGGGGCGGAUUGGCUACAGAGUCCUUCAACGGCUUGCUCCCUUCGAUUGCGCUGAGCUUCUCUACUAUGACUACCAACCACUAAAACCUGAGCUGGAGAAGAAGGUAAAUGCGCGACGUGUCACAGAUCUUAAAGAGUUUCUGGGUCAGUUGGACGUCCUUACAAUUAAUUGUCCAUUACACGAAGAAACCCGAGGAAUCUUGAACAAAGAAAGCCUGAGCUGGAUGAAAAAAGGUGCUUGGAUUGUCAACACGGCCAGAGGAGCUUUGGCCGUGAAAGAAGAUGUUGCUGCAGCGCUUGAGUCUGGUCAUAUAGCUGGCUACGCAGGAGAUGUAUGGGAAAUACAACCUGCUCCGGUGGAUCAUCCUUGGAGAAAGAUGAAAAGCCCACAUGGGACCGGAAACGGGAUGACAGCUCAUUACUCAGGUACUACCCUUGAUGCUCAAGCUCGCUAUGCAGAAGGUACCCGCAAGAUUCUUGAAGACCAUUUUGAAGGGAAAGACCAAGAACCCCAAAAUGUAAUUGUUAUAGGUGGACAAUAUGCAAGCAAGGCGUAUGGACAACGCAACGGAUUCAAAUGA